UAAGUUACUGUCUGACAGGCAGGCGCGCUUUGGUUCUAUGAGCGCAGAAAAUUGUGAUGUAAAAAGAGAAGAAUAAAUGUUUGUUGACCAUCAUGGCGAAUCCUAGAAAAUUUAGUGAAAAAAUCGCCCUUCACAAUCAAAAGCAAGCUGAGGAAACGGCUGCUUUUGAAAAAAUAAUGCGUGAAGUUUCCGACGCAACCAAUAAGGUUAACUCUAGUAGUCGACGAGCCAAAGUCAAAGCCCCUCCUGAGCCAGAAGUUGUUGAAAUCCUAGUUCAAACACAACAGGGCUUGGGUACAUUCCGGAGUGGCUCACUUCCUAAUGUCGCAGCACCCGAGCCACCAACAACAAAGACGGAAGUCACUAAGCCCGAGGAAGCACCACUAGUGACGCAGUAUGGUCUCGGUGGUAGGAGUGGGGGGACGUCACCGUCACCACGGUCGCCGGGACAGAGAGGGCGGGCGUCAUCAUCGGUUGGUCCGAUGCGACGACCCGCUGAUCGCAAGCAUGACACCAGCCCAUAUGGAAGCACGGUAUAUCUCAGUCCACCACCGGACAGCAAUUGGCGACGGACGAACUCUGAUUCAGCGUUACACCAGUCCUGCGGUGAGCAGCAAGUGACGACGCAGCCGCUCUCACCGCACCACCCUCUGCAUUCCCACGGACACCCACACUUACACCCUCACCAGAAUCAUCGGCGAGCUAGCAACAUUCCUCUCGACGUGCUAGCGACGCUGGGAAUGAAUCCGACGAACCGUCCGCGAUCGUCGUGUGAAAUACCGCGAAUACCUAACAAUAACAACGUGUACGAGAGUGGCGGGGGCGGCGGCGGCGCGGGCGGCGCGGGCGGCCUGCAGUGCGAGCUGCAGGUGCCGGGCGGCUCGCUGCCCGACCUCACCUCCGUGCACUUCCCGCCGCCGCACUACCUGCCGCACCGGACCUCGCCCGAGUACCAGCCCCGAUAUAGCCCGACGGGCAGCGUGUCGCCGGCGACGGGCGGCCUGUCGCCCGCGUCCGGCUCGCCCGUCGGCGCCACCGUGCCGCUCGCCGCCGUGCACGACCAGCCGCUCUACGACGCGCAGAAUCACUUAUCUGUACCAAACACAAAUAAUUAUCUUCAUCAUAAUAAGAACAUGUCACCGCUCGACCACAGUUGGAUAACGUCGAGCUACCAGUCCCACUGCAGUCCGCCUUCACAAUAUUCAUCGACAUCAAAUAUAAAUGUACCCUCACCCACAAUGGUGCACAGUCCAGGCAGUCCCGUGGAGUCCCCGCAGACGGACUACAAUAACCUUCACCAAGUAUUAUUACAACCGUUCGAGCAAAUUACAAUGCUGGACCCCCCCACGUCGAGCUACAACACGACGUACAUAAACCACAGUUCGCCGCAUUCGUCACAAACAACGAAUUCGUCACACACAUAUUCUCAGUCGCCGCACGGGCUGAGCGGGCACGGCGGGCACGGCGCGCACGGCUCGCACGGCGCGCACGGCGGGCACGCGCCCGAGCCGCGGCGCGCGCGCGACCCGGUGGCGGGCGGCGGCGCGUACGCGGCGCUGCAGCCGCUCGCCUCGCCCUCGCAGCCGCCCACGCCCGCCACGCCCACCUCCAUCCCCGACAUCAUACUCACAGAUUACUCGGGCGAGCUGGACCCCGGCAUAUUCGGCGGGGAGGAGGCGCAGCUGCGCGCCGGCCUGGACCUGGACGACCUGACGCUGCUGGAGGAGCCCAGCGCGCUGCUGCCGGACUCGUCCGUGGAGCACGAGUUCCGCCUGGACCGGCUGGACGGCUUGUAGUACCGUGUCGGCGCCCCGCUAUCUAUUGGCAAUGAUUAGAUUCCCUGGCGGCACUCGCGGACCUCACCUAUGACAGAUCAAAAUAUAAAUAUGUAAAAUCGUUUUUCCCCUAAUUUUUUGAUAUUUUUUAUGUAAAGUUCAAUCAAAUCUAAUAAUAAUUGAUAGAAAGUUGAAAACAUAGAAAACACUCGAAUGUAAUAACGACUACAGAAAUGGUUAACUUUUCCUUCUGAAAGUUGUAAACUUUUGGUGCAAUAUUCUGUGAAUUUUGUGAAUAUUUUUUACAAUUUCGUAGACAUUACAAUGAAAUAAUUGUUGAUUAAUCUUUAAAACAAUACGAAAUGAAAUGCCUGUCGCACGUGGGGCCCGCGAGCAGCCCCGGGGAAGUUACUCUCCACCAAUACUUCAUGACAAUUUCUAUCGUUUCAAGUCUGAGUUAGUGAAUAUGACGCGACGUCGAACAUUCCCGCUGGCCGCCCCGCUGGCCGUGACUGUGACUCUUGUGAAUGCGAGUGACUUGUGGUUUUAAAUGUUUUACUCAUGUUUUUAAUUCGGAGGGUAGGUAUGAUGUAGAGUUAGAUUUUCUAAAUGGUGAUCGAUCCUUUUACCGACGAUUCGUGUACAGAAUUAAUCGAUUAUUUUCUAUUAAGUAUUGUGAAUAUGUACUCGAAUAUCAUUAGAGGAUUUAUUUCGGAUUCGAUUCAGACGUUUCGCGAUCGUUCGACGUGAGACCGCGACGGUCCGUUUGUAAAUAAAACUUCAAAGUGUUCACUUCAUAGAGUUGCAUUUAAGACGCUAAUGUUGCAUGCUAUUUAAAAGCGAUUGAAUCGUUUAAACAGUCGUUGACGCGAUUAUUUUUUUUUUUUUUAAAUUAACAAUGUAUAAAUUAUCUUGACAUUUUUAUAUUACCUAUCGUCUUUCAGCGAUUGCUCAAGCGUUGACUGAACCUUAAUCCGAAUAAUUCUUACUAGAUAAUUACGAUUUACCACAAUUUUAAAAUAAUGAUUUAUUUAGGCACAGGCUUAUGGAUGUUAUGAGGCAUGUAAAGUGCUCGGUUUCCCGUUUUGUAUGUCCCUGGAUGAUGUGUCGUUUAAGAUUUGUAAAUAAGAAUUGUUAAUAAAAUUUUUAAUAAGCUUUUGUCGCAAACAUAUCUAUCUGUGUACGUACGCGUGGUUGCGAGUAUAAGGAUUCAUAUUAUGAAGGUCAAUUUUUUCGAUGUCUAGUUGAGGGAAUCCUGUUCGUUGUAUUCGACCAUGUAUACAAAAUUUUGUUUAAGACAGGUACACUGAUUUGACACGACGCUGCAUUAUUGCUGUACUAAUAUGUAGAGAAUUUACCGUUUAUAUAUCAAACUGGAUUAUUUGAAAGUGUAGUCUUUUGUUUUUUUUUUUUUUUUGAAAUAUUUAUUAUAGGAAUUAGUUAUUACUAGUUGAUACUGUUCUGUAAAUUAUCGAGCGUCGUGUGAGCUCAGUCCGUCCUUCUCUAUUCUCUAUAGAUAUCGACGAAUAUAUGCAUUUUCAAGGUAGUAGGACUACAUCUGAAGUUAAACUUUAUAGUUAAUAAGUUUCGAAAUAUUUAGUUUUUUAAUUCGUCGCGCCCGCUACGACCACGAUUUCAUAACGGAGAUCUAUACUUUUGUAAAAAAAAAAUGUACAAAUUAUAAUUUACAACAAACGGCGGGCGCGGUGGAGAUCGUGUAGUUACGUGUUUUUUUUUUCUUUUGUUAAUGCUCAUUUUAUUAUGUUUUAAGAGUCUAGUCAUCAAGUUAUAUGAGUAUCAAUUGAAAUAGAACCUGUUCUUCGAUGUGUUGUUCAUAUUUAUCAGAUUUUAUUCAGCUUGGUUACGGUUAUUAUAUACAUGUUUACUUUUAAAUAUUUAUACGACGAGCGUACGCGGUUCUAAAAAUGAUAUACGAAAAUAUAAUUAUGUCCUCCAGCACGAAGUU
Messenger RNA from Vanessa tameamea, 3741 nucleotides. RefSeq names its product CREB-regulated transcription coactivator 3 (gene Crtc). The record is from RefSeq and is a predicted model, not a curated record. Gene Ontology annotation, cellular component: nucleus; cytoplasm. Lineage: Eukaryota; Metazoa; Arthropoda; Insecta; Lepidoptera; Nymphalidae. Bases 93 to 1796 code for a protein of 567 amino acids. Gene Ontology annotation, biological process: positive regulation of transcription by RNA polymerase II; protein homotetramerization. Gene Ontology annotation, molecular function: cAMP response element binding protein binding. The transcript has 13 exons.